This is a messenger RNA of Engraulis encrasicolus (European anchovy), 5529 nucleotides long. RefSeq names its product cullin 4B (gene cul4b). Gene Ontology annotation, biological process: ubiquitin-dependent protein catabolic process; protein ubiquitination; DNA damage response. Gene Ontology annotation, molecular function: ubiquitin protein ligase binding. The coding region runs from base 680 to 3250 and encodes 856 amino acids. Lineage: Eukaryota; Metazoa; Chordata; Actinopteri; Clupeiformes; Engraulidae. The record is from RefSeq and is a predicted model, not a curated record. The transcript has 20 exons. Gene Ontology annotation, cellular component: Cul4B-RING E3 ubiquitin ligase complex.
UCCCACUGUAAGGUGUUUCUUUCAAAGUGAUGCAAAUAAGUAAAGUGCCACAGAGGCUGUCGUAGGAGAUGGUGUUUACCCAAAAUAGAUGCGAGUAUGGCGCCUCCCUGUGGCAUUUUUUGUACAUUUAGCCCAUCAACUCAACCUAUUUAUGUGAUAACCAUAGCACCCAUAGAUAGCACUACUUGUGCUAAGCUAGCUAUGCUAACACAAACGGCAAGGCAACGCCAGAGCAGAACCACUUUUGCAGCAUUAUCGUGCAGGGGGUUAAGUACUUCCGUUGGGUCAUUGUGGCGCUUUUCGAAGUUGUGUUUUACGUUUAGAGUUUUCGUCGCUAUUUAAGGUCCCAGGCUGCUACAGAUACGAAUGACUUUACUGUUUUAACCAGAAAGCUCUUUAAUGUUGUAAAAGGACCACCGUGUAAACUUGCGAAAGCUGCACGACAGCGGCCAAGAGGAAGCAGUAAUCAACCAUCUUUCUUCUGCCAGCAGUAACAAGAAAGAGAGGAUUCAAGUGGAGCUGCAGUUUUCAAUUUAUUGUCUCUUUCUAAUAGAACAUAGAUUGGACUGAACACUUGGAUUUUCGUAUCACAAGGCCGGAGGAUAGAAAGCGCUCACCAUCGACACGCGCGGGGUUUUAGUAUUAGUAGGCUGGCUAUUUGAUUUGUAUUCCUUUUUUCAUGUUUCCAACAGGUUUACCUUCCCCUAAUCCCCCACCGCCAACCCAAGAGGCUAGACCGGCAGCUUCUGAUGUUAAUAGCGAUAGUAACCUUACGUCUUCUAAGAAGAGAAAAAUAAAUAGCUCUGAGAAAGAAGACAUCGAUUCAGUGGCUUCGCCUCCAAAAGCCAUUUGCAAUUCCACCUCGUCCUGCUCUUCCACCUCCCAGCACAUUCAGAAGAAGUUAAGGUUCGAGGAUCCGGCAGAAAUCAGUGGACUGGAUGUGAAAAUGGCUGAAGAGUCUUCACCGACUGCAUCGUGUUCUAGUAAAACUAAAAAUGUGUUCUUGGCUGGAGGUGUGGGGCAUCACGCGAACGGACUGACGAAAUCCACUGGAUCCGCCACCUUUUCCAACAGUAAACCCGGGGCAGCGAAGAAGCUAGUCAUCAAGAACUUCAAAGAAAAGCCAAAAUUACCUGAAAACUACACCCAGGAGACAUGGCAGAAGUUGAAGGAGGCAGUGGAGGCUAUACAGAACAGCACUUCAAUAAAAUACAAUCUGGAGGAGCUUUACCAGGCUGUGGAAAAUCUUUGCUCCCAUAAAAUUUCUUCCAAGCUCUACAAACAGCUAAGGGCUGUCUGCGAAGAUCACAUCAAGGCACAGAUUGACCAGUUCAGAGAGGAUGCACUGGACAGUGUUUUGUUCCUGAAGAAGAUUGAUAAAUGCUGGCAGGAUCAUUGCAGACAAAUGAUCAUGAUUAGGAGUAUAUUCCUGUUUCUGGACCGCACAUACGUUUUACAAAAUUCAAUGCUGCCAUCAAUCUGGGACAUGGGUCUGGAGUUGUUCCGGUUCCACAUCAUCAGUGAUAUGAAGGUGCAGAGUAAGACCAUCUCAGGGAUCCUGCUGCUGAUCGAGAGGGAGCGUAGUGGCGAGGCCGUGGACCGCAGCCUCCUCAGAAGCCUGCUCAGCAUGCUGUCAGACCUGCAGAUUUACCAGGACUCGUUUGAGCAGCGCUUCUUGGAGGAGACGAAUCGCCUGUACGCGGCAGAAGGACAGAGGCUGAUGCAGGAGCGAGAGGUUCCAGAGUACCUUCAUCAUGUAAACAAGCGCUUGGAAGAGGAGGCGGACAGAGUCAUAACUUACUUGGACCAGAGCACACAGAAACCACUCAUUGCCUCGGUGGAGAAACAGCUCCUUGGCGAGCAUUUGACUUCAAUUCUACAGAAAGGUUUGAAUCACCUGCUGGAUGAGAACCGGAUCCAGGACUUGUCCCUGCUCUACCAGCUCUUCAGCCGCGUGCGGGGGGGAGUGCAGGCCCUGCUGCACCACUGGAUCGAGUACAUCAAGGCGUUUGGCAGCACGAUCGUCAUCAACCCGGAGAAGGACAAGACCAUGGUGCAGGAGCUGCUGGACUUCAAGGACAAGGUGGACUACAUAAUCGACGUGUGCUUCAUGAAGAACGAGAAGUUUGUCAACGCCAUGAAGGAGGCCUUCGAGACCUUCAUCAACAAGCGGCCAAACAAGCCUGCAGAGCUCAUCGCGAAAUACGUCGACUCGAAGUUGAGGGCAGGAAACAAGGAGGCCACGGACGAGGAGCUGGAGAAGAUGCUGGACAAGAUCAUGAUCAUCUUCAGGUUCAUCUACGGCAAAGAUGUGUUUGAGGCCUUCUACAAGAAGGACCUGGCCAAGAGGCUACUGGUGGGGAAGAGUGCAUCUGUGGACGCAGAGAAAUCCAUGCUGUCAAAACUCAAACACGAAUGUGGAGCGGCAUUCACCAGCAAACUGGAAGGGAUGUUCAAGGACAUGGAGCUGUCAAAGGAUAUUAUGGUGCAGUUCAAACAGUAUAUGCAGUGUCAGAACAUCCCCGGCAACAUAGAGCUGACAGUCAACAUCCUCACUAUGGGCUACUGGCCCACGUACGUCCCCAUGGAGGUCCACCUGCCACCAGAGAUGGUGCGUCUGCAGGAGAUCUUCAAGACCUUCUACCUGGGCAAGCACAGCGGCAGGAAACUGCAGUGGCAGUCCACGCUAGGCCACUGUGUACUCAAAGCAGAGUUCAAGGAGGGCAAGAAAGAGCUGCAGGUGUCGCUGUUCCAGACUCUGGUGCUGCUCAUGUUCAACGAGGGAGAGGAGUUCUCCCUGGAGGACAUUAAACUCGCCACAGGAAUCGAGGACAGUGAGCUGCGGCGGACCCUGCAGUCGCUGGCGUGUGGGAAGGCACGCGUGCUCCACAAGACCCCCAAGAGCAAAGACGUGGAGGACGGCGACAAGUUCUCAUGCAACGACGACUUCAAACACAAGCUCUUCAGGAUCAAGAUCAACCAGAUCCAGAUGAAGGAGACGGUGGAGGAGCAGGCCAGCACUACAGAGCGCGUCUUCCAGGACCGGCAGUACCAGAUCGACGCCGCCAUCGUGCGCAUCAUGAAGAUGAGGAAGACGCUCACCCACAACCUCCUGGUGUCCGAGGUCUACAACCAACUCAAGUUCCCCGUCAAGCCUGCUGAUUUAAAGAAAAGAAUAGAAUCGCUCAUCGACAGAGACUACAUGGAAAGAGACAAGGAGAACCCUAAUCAGUACAACUACGUUGCUUAGAAAACAAGCGAAGAGCGUGAGUGUGUGUGUGUGGUGGGAAAACCCCCGAAAAAGGAAAAAAAAGUGGCGAAUGGCGAUCGAAUGAAUGAACGAACGAACGAAAGAGAAAGAAAGAAAGAAAGAAAGCGAGGAAAAAAUUACAGUGGAAGGCAGUCAACUUUAUUUUUUCUCUCAGAACACUUUUGGUCUGAAAACCCUUUUGCUCCAGUUGAUGUUCCCAUUCAGCCCCGACACCACGAACCCACCAACCCACCCAACCUCUUACCCAGAAGCAGCCGGCAGCGGAAUGGAUGACACUCCACAGGGCUUUUUCCCCGGUGUGCGUGUGUGUUUAUUCCUGUGGACUGCAUGUAUGCCCAUUGAAGAAAAGAAAAGGAGAGAAUAUACUGCGAUCGCUCACACACUCAAAACAAAAGGAGUUAACAAGAUGGGACUUAGCGGGUCAGGAAAAGGAAAUUCAUCAUCAUCAUGGUUGGAUAUCCCGCCUUUCCCCAUGGAUUGGACACAUAUUUUUCUUUUUUCUUUAUUUUUCGAACUCUUUGUUUGUGUGUCUUUAUGUUCACAGCAUUCUGCUUGAGACGUCUCUCUCGUCUUCUUUUUUUUUCCUCCUCCUCCUUCUCCUCCCCCUUUCUUUAUCUUCACUGUGUAUCCCCAUGCAAGUGUUGUCACCGACAUUAUACUGUUAUUCUCAGCUUAAGGAAAAAAGACGACUAAUGAAAUAAGACUCGUGUUUGUUCAGUGUUGUUUUAAAGACUAAUGUAGAACCAUUGACUAUAGACUUUCAUUUUGUUUGUUUUUUUGGACUGGGUCAUUUUGCUUGUGGCAACCCUGUUGGAAAAGUGCAGCGAAAAAGGUUGGCAGGUUCUCCUGAAGUUUCAUAGCUGGUUGUCUUUUUAUUUUCUUUUUUUGUGUAUAACAAAAAGCUUUUCAUCUGUGUCUGUCGGUCAGUUUGUUUAAGUUGUUGGGGGGGCAGACGGUGGAGAUGAAAUAAAAAGAAAAACACGACGACCGUAUGUGACAAGAAAAGAGCACUUGUUUUGUGAUAGGAGUGGUCGCUGCUAUACACUUUUACUUGUUUUCUCCCUCCCCUCCUCUGGCUUGUAUUGCAUUUAGUUUUCCAUUUAAAAAAAAAGUUGCCCUUCAUAUUUUCUUUAUUUUUGUACAUAAUGCAUAGAUACUACACUUGACACACAAGCAUACAGACACAAAACCCACAUCCACUCACUGAAAGAAAUAAUUCAAAAGUACUCCAUUUGGAAGCUUUACUUUUACAUGUUGAAUCUCAGCUCUAACAACGCUGAGGGUAUUUAGGAAUGCUGUGACAAAAAUAAGCAAGCAAAACAAACAAAUUUUAAAAAAACCUGCUGUUUCGCCUUUCACUCCAGUUUCAUAUGCAUCUGUUCCGUCUAUCCAUUCCUUUGACUGUCAGUCAGUUAGCGAGCCUUGUAACACAAUACAUUUUACUGGGUUAGCAGAGAAAUCUGAUCAUGUAUUUGUUUUUUUUCCUUGAGGAAAUCAUGCUAUAAAAGGCUUUUGUUCUUUUAUAACUGAUGUAUUCUUCCUUUUUGCUCCCGAUGAAAAAGGCCCAAGAAAAUUUCCCCAAAGAUUUUGUUUUGAUUGGAUUUGGUCAAAGUUCACACUGAAAAUUUGAAGAAUUCAGAAUCACUGCUAUGAGUUGUCCUCACCCUUUUCAUAGUGGUUUUUCAAAAGUUUUCGCUUUUAUGUUUUUGUUUGCUCAUCCUUUUUGGAAAAACCCUCUUUUGAACUAUGCUGCAGAGUACCUCUGCAAGAAAGCAUACAUAUGGCACAUAGUCUUGUUGUCCAGAUAAGUGCCAAACCUCUUUGGGGGAAAAAGUACCACGGGACAGAUAUUAUACAUUUGUUCGCAACACCUUGAAAGAGGAUUCUGCCUGUAUAUUCUCAGAUGAGUUGAUUUUUUUUUUCCCCAAAAGAUAUGUCCGAGUACGUUUUAAAGAAACCAUUUGAGCAUAGGUUUGACGACUCCCCCUGCUUAGAACAUGGCUAAAAGUUUGGUUUUGGACCCCUGCACUGGGUCACAUAAUGCCUCUUUAAAAAAUACAAUACUUUAGAAAACUGGCAUGUUGGAAGUGUUGGAACUCUUUCUGUCUGGAAGAGAACAUUUGGUAAAAGGUUUCUAUUACAGUAUGUAAAUAGGUGUCUCCUCUUUGAGAACGAUCAAAGAGAACUCUUGCUGGUUGAUUGAGUGUUUGGGUAUGUUGUGUGUAACAUUCAAUAAAAAAGAAUUGUUUUAAAAGCUU